This is a messenger RNA of Pseudo-nitzschia multistriata, 2615 nucleotides long. The record is from the annotation of a GenBank genome assembly. NCBI's taxonomy places the organism in Eukaryota, Bacillariophyta, Bacillariophyceae, Bacillariales, Bacillariaceae.
CACCUCUGUCCGUGACAAUAGUGGCGGUAGGAAGUUACCAAAUUCUCUAUUUUUCAAUAGUAGGUACCCGUACCAGCAAGCUACACAGACUUUGGACCUUGUUGAUCCACAACUGCCCUCCCUUGACUACUUAAAAGAUACGAAAAAUAGAGAGAGAUCUGAAACAAGGAAAACAAAACUUUCUGUCGCCCAGACCUCCGCAUCCUCCGAAUGCUUACAAAACAACUCUGUAAAAUCUUGACUUUAGGUUAUUACAGCACAGAAGAGGAACGGCUGGAGGAGCCGGUAAUCAUGGGCCAGAGUUGCUCCAAGCUCCCGCCAAUGGACGAAGCACAAUGUCAAGGGAAAUUAGGUGCAUCCGAAGACUAUAUUCACCACACCGCUACACCGACUAUAGCACAUAUCCCACCCCCACCGGUCGAUGGAGGUUUUUCGCCAAAGCAAAUACUGACACCAUCUAGAGCCACUGCUGGAUCGAAGCGCAAUAGGGAUGGGAUUUUUUCUUCGAUCCGAAGAUCAAUAUUACGUGUCGGCUCUAGGGUUGAUCGAAACGGAAAUGCAUUUUUCGGUGCCCCACAAAAUGGGAAGGACGACGGUGUUCCAAACUCGCCAAGAGCGCGAGCCUCAACAUAUAGCCAUGUUCACGAUAUUGUGAUGUACAAUUUGUCAGAGGCAGAAAUCAGUAAACAUGACCAGAAUGUGCCAAUGGGAGUAAUAGGGUUGAAAAACCUCGGAAAUACCUGUUUCUUGAACAGCAGUUUGCAAUGCUUAAGUGCAACAAUUCCACUGACAGACUACUUCCUAGGGUAUGACUAUCGGUCGGAAAUCAACAAGAAGAAUUUUCUUGGAACUGGAGGAAAACUUGUUACUGCAUAUGCCGAACUCACAAAACAACUUUGGCUUGGAAGUAAAUCUGUGGUAGAACCCAUCGACUUUAAGAAACAACUUCAGACCUUUGCACCACAAUUUUUGGGCUAUCAUCAACAUGAUGCACAGGAAUUGCUUGCCUUUCUGUUGGAUGGAAUUCACGAAGAUCUAAACCGAGUGAAAGAACGCCCCUACGUCGAAGAUAGAGACUGUGAUGGAAGUAACGACGAAGAAGAUGCAGUAGAAAACUGGAAGAAUUAUUUGCGACGAAAUAAAUCUCUAGUCGUCGAUAUGUUCCAAGGACAAUUACGGAAUACGUGCAAAUGUUUGAAGUGUGGGCAAAUCAAUAUUAGAUUCGAGCCAUUCAUGUAUCUUUCUCUCCCAAUAACGAAGGAUUGUAAAUCUAUUGAUGACUGCAUGGACCUUUACUUGAAAGAGGAUGUCCUGAAAGGCGCUGACCAGUAUUUUUGUGAAAAGUGCAAUGAGCAUGUCGACGGAACCAAAAAACAAGAUAUAUGGAUGCUUCCACCAGUUUUAAUUGUUCAUUUGAAGCGUUUUAAAUAUAAUGAUUACGGCAAGGUUGGUUCAAAAAACGAUGCUUCGAUAAGAUAUCCUGUUACGGAAUGGGAUCUGAAAUCACGUGUCAAAAGUUCCCGCGGAGUAUAUCCCAUGUACGAUCUGUAUGCCGUCUCAAACCACAUGGGAGGACUCGGAGGAGGCCACUACACCGCCCACACACUAAACCGAUUCGACGAUGUCUGGUACGAGUUCAACGACAGCUCCUACCGUUCUGUUGAUGAUUCCGUCCACCAGCGGUUAUUCAAAUCCUCUUAUGUUCUCUUCUACAAUCGUUCGGAGGGCGAUGCGAGCAUGCCACUGAACGAGCGGAGUCCGAUGAUCCGAAGGCAGAGUGUCUCUCGACCGGAUCUCUGGCCGCACUCCCAAGUGGACGACCCUCGCGAAGUUAAAAACUUUAGGAGGUCGCACGUUCGGCGACACCACGACUCUCCCGGGGAGGAUCCACCGGAUUUCGCGCCUCGACGACACGUCGAUUCCGUAUCUAUCCCGUUGUCUCCGAAGACAACGGCCCCAAAUGCAAGUGCGAGCAACCGCAACAGCUACACCCAACCGGCUGCCCAGUGCUUGUCAUCAAUUAGCGAGGGAGCCGCGAAAAUGCCAUCCAUUGAAUUCGCACCGGGGAAAAAUAAUUUUGUUCCAAUGGAACAGAUGACGACGCUAAAGCCGUCUGUCUCCCACUCUCCGAUCGAGAAGUUUUUGAACGGCAAAUCGGCUACCUACACAACGGCCACCAGAGGCUCGGUAAAGAAAGAAAAAUAGGGAGACCAGUCUUCCUGCUUUGGAACAACAGCCAAAAUUGGUAUGGCGUGCAAAUCGAGUGACAAAAACAAACGAUAACUUUUUAAUCAACCUGGGUGAGUUGAUCUCGACCGUUCGAGGACGCGAUGUUCAGACCGGUUGAUGCCAUCGAUUCUAUUAUGUUUAGGAUUUUUUGAGGGGAUGCUAAUGUUAGAUUUCUAAAUGUAUUAUCAAAAAUGCAACAGCUAAUCAUUCAUAAUGUAUAUGUACAAUCACGGUAGUGCGAUGGAGUACUAGCGCAGAGCAUAUCGACCGCCAAGUUCUUCGAAGCGGAUACAUUCCUGCACCGUGCCAUGCCGCGCUGCGCUAUCCUGCGUUGUCGUUCCGUCUUGCGUGCAUCUCUACCGUUGUCGCCCUUGCGCGAAUCACAU